AGAUUUCCAUCAGGCUUGGCACUAUAAGCCAAUACUAACGGUGAUGGAUAUUUUGGACCCCAACCUCCGUACAUAGUAGUGAAGAAGUAGGUAAGUACUACCUAAUUAUAGGUACACUUUCGGCAGAAGCCCCCCCGCUAGAAGCAAGCGCCUAGCGUGGGAGUGUACCUAUCGCUAGCUCCAGGGGACCAUUCUUACCGCCUACCCGCUUGAGUUAAAGUUUUGCCCUAUUUGGCCAAGUGAGCACUUCAUCCGAUGAUUCUGCCAAUCCUCGAAGGGCCAUCUGUCAUCAGUCAUACUGGACAUCCACUUCAUGUGCUGUUGGUUUCAUUUGGUCGCGGCCGAUUGUCGACUUUGUUUCCUACUUUUCUACCGCACCACCCAACGCUUCCCUUUCACCACACCACUCCCAACUUUGGUAUUUGGUUUCAUGUCGAAGCACUCAUAGCUAGACUGUAUUAUCAGCGUCUCGUAUCCCACAUCAUCCCGCGCCUCUCUUACCUGUGUCUCUUCCCCGAGCCAUGGCGCGUACCAAACAAGCCCGGCCCGUAGAGCGCCAGGCUUCGUCAGAAUACAUAUCACGACAAUCUCCCACAGCAUCGUCGAAAAAGCAACAUGACGAUGGUCCCCGUCCUUCAUCCAAUGGGGCAGUCCAUAAAUCUGCGCCUGCGCCGAUAGCUGCGAAAUCAGAGGCCGGGGCGACGCAGCUCGUCAUCGCCGUUGCUGGUAUAUACGGGUCCUUCCUCACAUGGGCCUAUCUCCAAGAGAAACUCACAACGACACCGCACGGCGCGCCAGGGCAAACCGAAGUAUUCAAAUACCCCGUGUUCCUCAACACAAUCCAAUCUCUCUUCGCGGCCGCGACGGGCGCCGUAUACCUCUACUUCAGCACGCCAAAGGGGGCUUCCGUGCCCCCCAUCAUCCCGUCCUCGCGAAUACUACCACCGCUCCUCCUCGUGGCGUUAACGAGCUCGCUCGCGUCCCCAUUCGGAUACGCCUCGCUGUCCCACAUCGACUACAUCACCUUCCUGCUCGCGAAAAGCUGCAAAUUGCUCCCCGUGAUGUUCCUGCACAUCACCGUCUUCCGCAAACGAUACCCGCUGUACAAGUACAUGGUCGUCGCGGCCGUCACGGCGGGCGUGGCGGUAUUUACUCUGCAUUCUGGUAAAAAAGGGAAAAGUCACGGUUCCGGUUCUAGUAAAGAAGAGAAGAAUAGCGCUUGGGGCCUAUUACUAUUGGGCAUCAAUCUCCUCUUCGACGGCCUGACGAAUUCCACCCAGGAUUACAUCUUCACCUCGUUCCAGCCGUACACGGGGCCGCAGAUGAUGUGCGCGAAUAACCUCAUGUCCAUGCUCGUCAUGGUCGCGUACCUCGUCCUGAGCCCCUGGCUCGUCCACACGGGCGUCGGCGAGUGGCUUGGCAUGGACAUCGCCGGGAGCGCGGGCGAGCUCGAGGACGCGCUUGCGUUCAUGGCCAGACAUCCCGGCGUGUGGUCUGAUAUUCUGGGUUUCGCGGCCUGUGGUGCUGUGGGACAGGUAUUCAUCUUCUACACCCUCUCCACAUUCUCCUCCGUCCUCCUCGUGACAGUAACAGUCACCCGCAAGAUGUUCACCAUGAUCCUCUCCGUCGUCGCCUUCGGCCACCGCCUCACGCGCAUGCAGGUCCUCGGCGUGGGCCUCGUCUUCGGCGGCAUCGGCGCCGAGGCCGCUAUCGCGCGCCGCGAGAAAUUGGCCAAGGAAGAGGCUAGGAAGAAGGCGAAGGCGUUGACUGCCAAGGCGCUGUGAGAUUGCUUGUUGCUUUUUUAUAGAUGGAUGGAUGGGCUGAUAGAUAGGGACGUUAGUUAACGUAUCAUAUUGUAGAAAAGGAAUAGAUAGUUAAAUAAGUUUAUUUGUCGUUCUAGAGCAUGAGAGAGAUAUAUAAUUAUCUUAUCCCGGUUAUAUAUACAGUAUGGCUUAUCUGAGAACGUAAGAAGAAAAUAAAAUAACCACGGAACAAGAGGUUAUAUAUGUUAAUAAUCUCAUAUAUCACCACUUCACUUCACAUCAAUUCACAUACACCACACUAUUAACCCACACAGAAAGUUAUGAAUACUUUUCCUUGAAACUUUUCGCGCACGUAGCACGAUUAUUUUUUCACUAUGGUCAUAUCAUCACAACUAUAUGUACAAGACUUCGGAACAUUGGACAGUUGUUCCUCGAUUGAUUGCUAGCUAGCAUCACACAUACACACACACAAAAUUGCAAUAUGUGUGUAUGUAAUGUCCAAAUUCCGGUUUCCCCUUUCCUGCCUUCCCUUUCUCCUUACUCCUCAACAACGCCGUUUCGUUUCAAUGCGUUCGCAAUGUUAUGUAUGUGCUUGGUUUGCUCGCUCGCUCGCUCGCAGGUGUGAACAUCAGCUGCCCAAGUCAUUUGCGUACGUAAAUACAAAAAGGGAUAUUCUCCCCCCUUUA
This is a messenger RNA of Xylaria bambusicola, 2449 nucleotides long. RefSeq names its product solute carrier family 35 member B1. Gene Ontology annotation, cellular component: endoplasmic reticulum membrane; Golgi membrane. The record is from RefSeq and is a predicted model, not a curated record. Gene Ontology annotation, molecular function: UDP-galactose transmembrane transporter activity; UDP-glucose transmembrane transporter activity. The transcript has 3 exons. NCBI's taxonomy places the organism in Eukaryota, Fungi, Ascomycota, Sordariomycetes, Xylariales, Xylariaceae. Gene Ontology annotation, biological process: UDP-galactose transmembrane transport. The coding region runs from base 522 to 1784 and encodes 420 amino acids.